Messenger RNA from Drosophila erecta, 311 nucleotides. Its product is annotated as small lysine-rich protein 1. NCBI's taxonomy places the organism in Eukaryota, Metazoa, Arthropoda, Insecta, Diptera, Drosophilidae. The transcript is spliced from 2 exons. The record is from RefSeq and is a predicted model, not a curated record. Bases 47 to 307 code for a protein of 86 amino acids.
GUUUAUUUAAUCAAUAAUUUUGACUUGAGAUGCAAAUAAAUUAAUAAUGGUCGUGAAGAGCAAAAAGAAGCGCAAUAGCAAGGAUUCUACAUCCAGCAACGCAGGAAGUGGUGAAGGCGAGGAGAAGAAGAAGAAAGAGGGCGGCAAGAAGAAAGGGGGCGUGGGAAAGUCCAUUGGUUGCGACAUUUUCAAUGACGCCGCCAUGGAAAACGCCUACUAUGUGUGCCACAAUGUUCAGGACGUACUUAAGUCAAGGGGAUUUGCUUGGCCAGAUGGCCAAAAGAAGAAAAAGAAGGGAAAGCGCUAGAGUG